Messenger RNA from Phanerochaete carnosa HHB-10118-sp, 642 nucleotides. RefSeq lists its product as uncharacterized. NCBI's taxonomy places the organism in Eukaryota, Fungi, Basidiomycota, Agaricomycetes, Polyporales, Phanerochaetaceae. Gene Ontology annotation, biological process: microtubule-based process. Gene Ontology annotation, cellular component: nucleus; cytoplasm. The annotation marks the transcript as partial. The transcript has 5 exons. The record is from RefSeq and is a predicted model, not a curated record.
CUUAUAGAGCUUAUUCAUGACGCACUACAGGCUCUCGCAAUACAGCAACCGCGGGUGCUCUGUCUCGGACUGGGGAACCCUUCAUCCUCUCGUGAUGCGCGGGCCCAGCUCGCGUUUCUCCUUGCAGUUUGUGACGAUCUCACGCUCGAGCGAUCGACAGUCUCCGCAUAUGAUCCUGUUUUCACGGACGAAGAUGGACAACUUCUGGCGACCGCGCAGGUGCAGCGCCUGAUCGAGAACCGAGCAUGUACCCAGUCUUUCAGCGCGGCGUAUCCGCUCGGGGAGCCGACUAUCGUAUACAUGCCGCAUUGCGAUCUGCCCCUGUACGAAAACAUCCUCCGCGAGAACUGUUCGCGAGAACGCCUACCGCGUCUGGUGCUUAUCGCGAACCGCCUGAGCGAGUACCUAGACAGCAUUCCGUCACACAAGCUGCGCGCAGAGUACCCUUAUGUUGGACGUCUCGCCCCGCUCCUGACCUCGCUUCCACUGCCACCAUGUCCAUCAUCGGUCACGGCCUUCAACAAUCUCGCGGUGCAGUUCGUAACGCCCGAAACCUUGACGGGCGUGGAUGACGCCGCCCUUAUGGGGCCUCCCUCCGCGGCUCCAGCGGGGUCACACGACAAGGCCAUUAUCACGCCGUGA